Messenger RNA from Planococcus citri (citrus mealybug), 948 nucleotides. Its product is annotated as esterase E4-like. The record is from RefSeq and is a predicted model, not a curated record. Bases 1 to 948 code for a protein of 315 amino acids. NCBI's taxonomy places the organism in Eukaryota, Metazoa, Arthropoda, Insecta, Hemiptera, Pseudococcidae. The transcript has 7 exons.
AUGGUACACUUCCUGUGUUCCGGAAAUCAAGGCAUCAAAGAUAUCGUGCUAUCGCUACGUUGGAUAAAAGAUAAUAUAAAAUCGUUUGGAGGAGACCCGGAAAAUGUUACUCUGCUGGGAGGCAGUAGUGGAGCAGCCAUCAUUCAUAUAUUAAUGUUAUCACCAGAGACAGAAGGUCUAUUUCAUAAAGCUGUAAUGAUGGGAUUAUACAUAUUUAAUCCUGACGACCCAUAUGGCGAAGAUACAAACGAGCAAAUUGUCCACAAAUUCGCAAGUUCGUUCGGUUAUAAAGGAAGUGUUGAUGACAAAAAAAAACUUUUGACAUUUCUAAAGAAAUUGGGUCCCUUGGAUUUUGUUGGAGAAUACAGAAGUCAGCUUGUGAGGGAAGCUCGUCAGGAUAUCGCACCGAUUCUUCCUUGCGGAGUUUUCACACCAACCGUUGACUGUGGUGAGAACGGAAUAUUACCCGAAUUUCCAAGAAAUUUAAUACAGUCGACUUCGAAAAUUCCAUUACUUUUCGGAUAUUGCGACAGAGAAUCUAUUCUAGGGUUUGCUCAGGGAGUUAGAGAAUGUACCGAAAGAAACUUCAAAAAAUCAAUUCGUCAAAAUAAAUGGGGAUGGGGGCGUGAUUUGAGUGACGAUGAUAUUGAACUAAUAUACAAACAAGUCGAGUCGUUCUACACACAGGGAAAGCCAAUAAAGGAAGCAUCUUUAUCAACAAAGAUAGAUAUUCAGACUGGUAUCAUGUUAUCAGAUGUUUAUGAUACAUUAAUCAAUGUUGUGGCGUCCAAUCCAGAAUCGCCCGUAUACGUUUAUAAAUUUCAAUUCGAAGGUGAAAUUGUUACCAUGAAAAGUAUGUACAAGAAUAUGUUCGACGAACGAAUAGAAGGUACGAGUAAAAAACUUCAUCUUGUCGGAGAAUCAGUCAUGAAAGUGAAGGAAAAAUGA